Anopheles cruzii is the source of this 3464-nucleotide messenger RNA. RefSeq names its product insulin-degrading enzyme (gene Ide). The coding region runs from base 83 to 3289 and encodes 1068 amino acids. Gene Ontology annotation, biological process: peptide catabolic process. The transcript is spliced from 8 exons. NCBI's taxonomy places the organism in Eukaryota, Metazoa, Arthropoda, Insecta, Diptera, Culicidae. Gene Ontology annotation, molecular function: metalloendopeptidase activity; metal ion binding. The record is from RefSeq and is a predicted model, not a curated record. Gene Ontology annotation, cellular component: cytosol; mitochondrion.
UAAGAGUGAUUCCUUGCGAUUCAGUCCUCUUUUGUGAUUUGUCUGGCGAUUUUCGGAACGGUGAUUGAAUCUUGUUGUGUUCAUGCUUACCCAGGUGAUAUUGCGGCGGAUUCCCAACAUUUUAACAGCGCAUUCGUUUCGCUAUGGAACAUCACGUCAGUCGGUAAGGCUCACUAACGCUGCGACGAUUCACUCAGGCCGCUUCAAAAAUACCGCAAGCGUAAAAUCGAGCUCUCCGUCACAUAAACCCUAUCUCAUCAUGGAGGCAACAUACACGAGCCAAGCAUCGCUCGCGAACGUGUCGACGGUUCCGAACUCCGGCGCAGAUAUCUCGUUCGAGCGGAUCAAUACAAUCAUCAAAUCCGUUCAAGACAACCGUGAAUACCGUGGGCUGAAGUUGGCAAACGGGCUCAAAGUUGUGCUAGUGUCGGAUCCAACCACCGAUCGAUCAGCAGCCGCGCUUUCGGUGCCAGUUGGACACCUAAGCGAUCCGUUGGAAAUUCCUGGCCUGGCGCACCUUUGCGAGCACAUGUUGUUCCUCGGCACCGACAAAUAUCCCGAGGAGGACGAUUACACAUCCUUUCUGAAGGAGCACGGUGGAAGCUCCAACGCAGCCACAUGCUCCGAUAUUACAAAGUAUUAUUUUGAUAUCGUUCCGGACAAGCUGGAGGAUGCACUCGAUCGGUUUUCGCAGUUUUUCAUUGCUCCACUAUUCAAUGAGGGAGUCACUGACCGGGAAAUCAACGCCGUGAACUCGGAGCACGAAAAGAAUGUCUCCCAAGAUCUAUGGCGCGUUAAGCAGGUGAACAAAUCGCUUUGCAAAAGCACACACGCUUUCAAUCGCUUCGGAACCGGCAACAAGCAGACACUUUACGAUCACCCGCGUCAGAAGGGCAUUAAUGUGCGCGAAGAGUUGAUGAAAUUCCACAGCCAGUGGUACUCGUCCAAUGUGAUGAGCUUGGCUGUUUUUGGCAAAGAAAGUUUGGACGAACUGGAAUCGAUGGUGAUCAAAAUGUUCGCGCAGAUCGAAAACAAGCAGGUGACGCCGCCUACUUGGCCCGCGAUGCCAUACGAGGAAGAUCAACUGGCUACAAAACUUUACAUUAUACCGAUCAAGGACACGCGAUCGUUAUCCAUUACCUUUCAGAUGGACGAUCUUGAAAAGUAUUACAAGUCCGGGCCAGAGCACUACGUUAGCCAUUUGAUUGGCCACGAAGGCAAGGGAAGCAUUCUUUCGGAGCUGCGGGCACGCGGUUGGUGCAACAAAUUGCUGAGCGGCUACAGUAGCUUAGGGCGAGGCUUCGGUUCGCUGGACAUCAUGGUGGAUCUUACCGAGGACGGGUUCGAGCAUAUCGAUGAUACUGUGAAAAUCAUCUUUCAAUACAUCAACCUAUUGCGGUCGAAGGGGCCGCAGAAGUGGAUUUUCGAAGAGUAUUGCAGCUUGUGCGACAUGUUGUUCAGAUUCAAGGACAAAGAAAAUCCCAGCACACUGGUAGACAAUGUCGUUGCCUCGAUGCAACUGUUCCCGCUGGAGGACGUUCUCGUCGCAAACUGCUUGAUUAGCGAAUGGCGCCCCGAUCUUGUCACGGAUUUGUUGGAGAAAUUAACGCCGAAAAAUGCGAGGGUUAUAGUCGUCGGGCAAAAGUGCAGCGAACUGGCCACUGACCAAGAGCGAUGGUACGGCACAAGAUAUGGGGUGCAUAAAAUCGAACCAUCGGUCCUGGAGUACUGGUCAUCAAAGGACUUGAAUGACAAUCUACACCUACCCGCCCCUAAUCCCUUCAUAGCAACCGAUUACGAACUACUUCCGCCGGAGCAAGAGCUUGAAAAGUGUCCGGUUGUCAUUCACGAUACUCCAAUAAUUCGAUCGUGGUUCAAGCAGGACACGGAGUUCCUCAAACCCAAAGCACACGUCAACCUGGAUUUCAAUAAUCCCAUCGUUUACGCGGACCCGUUGAACUGCAACCUUACCCAUCUCUACGUGCAGCUACUGAAGGAUCAUCUGAAUGAGUUUCUUUUCGAAGCCGAUCUCGCUGGAUUGAGUUUCGGUGUUGGCAAUACCACGUCAGGAUUAAGCCUAUCCAUCGGAGGAUACAGCCACAAGCAGCAGGUACUCCUCGAGAAGGUACUGAACAGCUUGUUUGAUUUUGAGGUCGACAGUAAGAGGUUUGAAAUUCUGAAAGAACACUACAUCCGCGGGCUGAAAAAUUACCAGGCCGAGCAGCCAUACCAGCACGCCAUUUACUAUUUGGCGCUCCUGCUCAUGGAACAAGCAUGGACACGGCAGGAAUUGUUGGAGUCUACCAAACUGCUGACGAUUGAACGUUUGCAGGCGUUCAUAAAGCAAUUGCUGUCGCAGCUGCACAUCGAAUGUUUCAUCUAUGGAAACGUAAACCGGGAGAAAGCAAUGGAGAUGACGCGAAUGGUGGAGGACAAAAUGAAAAAUUCGGAUGCCAAGAUAGUGCCACUGUUGGCCAGACAGCUGCUGCAGAAGCGCGAACAUAAGCUAGGGAACGGAGAAAACUGUCUAUUUGAGGCAACCAACGAGUACCACAAAAGCUCCUGUACUCAGCUGUACAUGCAGUGUGGCCAACAGGACACACAUUCGAUGUACGUCGACAUCCUGGCGCAGCUACUUAGUGAACCGUGUUACUCGCAGCUACGCACAAAGGAGCAACUGGGGUACAUUGUGCUGUGCAGCACCCGAAAGGCCAACGGAGUUAGCGGACUCCGUAUUAUUGUGCAAUCUCAGCGCCAUCCGUUGUACGUUGAAAAGCGCAUCGAAAACUUUUUGAACAACAUGUUGAAUCACCUUGAAAAAAUGACCGAACCCGAGUUCAAUCGCAAUAAGGAGGCGCUGACGAAACUGUUGCUGGAGAAACCGAAACGAAUGUAUGGCCAAUUCAACAUUUACUUGCAUGAAAUUUCCUUGCGGCAAUAUCACUUCAACCGUGCGCAGGUCGAAGCGGCAAAGCUUCAAACACUGACCAAGCAACAGGUCAUUGAUUACUACAAGGAAUACGUCAUGCUGGGGGGAUCAUCUAGGAGUACGUUGUCCGUCCACGUGGUCUCUACGGCCGAAGGAGGGGCCGGUGUGGUCAAAACGCCAGAUGAGGAAGAACCUACCAGCGAGCAAGCGGAAGAGAGUUCUGGCGCAACGCCGCUACCCACUACGAAGGACUUUACGAAAAUAACUGAUCUGGUCAGCUUCAAAUCGUCCCGCUCGCUAUUCCCGUUGGUUCAACCUUACAUUGAUAUCUUGCCAAAGGGGGGUCGUUGCAAAUUGUAAAACAACAUAACUGCUUUUAAAUGGGCACCUCAUUAAGGAUCACUGUGGACAUGUAUUGACAAAUCAGUGCGUUGCAAUGCAGUGCAACAAUCAGAGGACAACGUACCAAACAUUUGGAUACACCACACUUACGGGAAGAUAAAAACAAAGGGAAAUAUAUUACAGUUUCGGUGUU